AGCGGAAGUGACGCCAGGCGUAGCGGAAGUCCCUCCAGCCGCGGUGUUGUGCUGUGGGGAAGAGAGACGGAUUUGUAAACCCCGGAGCGAGGUUCUGCCUACCCGAGGCCGCUGCUGUGCGGAGACCCCGGGGGAAACCACCGUCACCAUGUCUGACCAGGAGGCAAAACCUUCAACCGAGGACUUGGGGGAUAAGAAGGAAGGAGAAUAUAUUAAACUCAAAGUCAUCGGACAGGAUAGCAGUGAGAUUCACUUCAAAGUGAAAAUGACAACACAUCUCAAGAAACUCAAAGAAUCGUACUGUCAAAGACAGGGAGUUCCCAUGAAUUCACUCAGGUUUCUCUUUGAAGGUCAGAGAAUUGCUGAUAAUCACACUCCAAAAGAACUGGGAAUGGAGGAAGAAGAUGUGAUUGAAGUUUAUCAGGAACAAACAGGGGGUCGUUCAACAAUUUAGAUAUUUUUAUUUUUUUUCUUUUCCCUUAAUCCUUUUUUAUUUUUAAAAAUAGUUCUUUUGUAAUGUGGUGUUCAAAACAGAAUUGAAAACUGGCACCCCAUCUCUUUAGAACAUCUGGUAAUUUGAAUUCUAGUGCCCAUUAUUCAUUAUUGUUUGUUUUCAUUGUGCUGAUUUUUGGUGAUCAAACCUCAGCCCCGUUCAUGUCGCCCUCUCCUUUUUAAAAAUUAUGUGUGUGCACAGAGAGGCCGCCUUUUCCAGGACUGUGCAUUUACAGGCUUGUGAUAAAUAAGAUUGACUAAUGCGAGUGUUCAUAAUGACUUUCCAAUUGGCCCCGAAGUUCUAGCAUGUGAUCGCUUCGCUCCUGGACUGUGACUCUCAGUGGGAGAUGGAAGUUUUUCAGAGAACUGAACUGUGGGAAAAUGCCCUUUCCUUAACUUGAAGCUACUUUUAAAAUCUGAGGGUCUGGACCAAAAGAAGAGGAAUAUCAGGUUGGAGUCAAGGUGACAGAGGUGGUGAAAAUAAUGACUAACUCCAAAGAUGGCUUCACUGAAGAGAAAGCAUUUUAAGGUGAAAGAAAAAUCUUGUCAGAAGAUCCCAGAAAAGUUCUAAUUUUCAUUAGCAGUUAAAGUUAUUCAUGCAGAAGUGUAUACAGCAGAACGCUGCUCUUUUUGACUUUAUUUGUACUUUUUGGCCUGGGAUAUGGGUUUUAAAUGGACAUUGUCUGUACCAGCUUCAUUAAAAUAAACAAAAUAUUUGUAAAAACCGUACCAAUGUUCAUUUUAUUUUUAAUUGUACAGAAAGAAAAAAAAUGCUUAAAACAUAAGGUUUUCUUGCAUAAUACUGGAAAUUAUUGUUUGUACAUGGUAAACAUGUUUUCUUUAGUACUGUGCAGUGAUGAUGAUCAUGACUUUGAAGCCCUGAAAGUUACUGAAGUGCCUUCUGAAUUAAGGAUUUAAUUAAGGCCACAAUACCUUUUAAAUACCCAGUGCUGUUUAUUUUAAAAACUUGAUAUUCCUGUGUGGUGCAUAUAUAUGAUACAGUUACCCAAUAUGUUGAAUAAAUGGGCACGCCAAAAAUUCUUAAUUGAUAUUGAUAA
Molecule: messenger RNA, 1550 nt
Organism: Balaenoptera acutorostrata (minke whale)
Lineage: Eukaryota; Metazoa; Chordata; Mammalia; Artiodactyla; Balaenopteridae
Gene: SUMO1
Product: small ubiquitin like modifier 1
Exons: 5
Coding region: 149-454 (101 amino acids)
Biological process (GO): protein sumoylation
Cellular component (GO): PML body; nucleus
Molecular function (GO): protein tag activity; ubiquitin-like protein ligase binding
Source: RefSeq, a predicted model, not a curated record